Penicillium griseofulvum is the source of this 1950-nucleotide messenger RNA. Its product is annotated as beta-N-acetylhexosaminidase family protein. The transcript has a single exon. Bases 1 to 1950 code for a protein of 649 amino acids. NCBI's taxonomy places the organism in Eukaryota, Fungi, Ascomycota, Eurotiomycetes, Eurotiales, Aspergillaceae. The record is from RefSeq and is a predicted model, not a curated record.
AUGUUCAAUCUACACCGAAUCACCUGCCUUCGGGCUUUGCUUGUUGCCCUUGCACUGGGGUCGGCCAACGCUGUACCUGUUGCGAACAGUGACCUCACUGGUCGUGCCGAGGCAGACCCUACUUUGUCGCCCAUUCCUCAACAGAUCACGCUCACAAGCGGAAGCAUCUCGCUCGCGGGUGAUGUCACCGUCGUGGCAGACAAUUUCAAGGAUGAUGCCACGAUAAAGGCAAUCAGGGAGGUCGUAGCUGCCGCCGGCGGUAAAGUGGUUGUCGCCUCCAAGCCUAGCGGCAAGGGAACGCAGAUUUUUGUUGGCACCGAGGGGGAAGCUAGCGCUGCUGUCGCUGCUGCUAAGGCUCUCGCCGAGAAGUCUGCAGCUGGCCUUGACGCCGAUGGCUACGUUUUCGCAUCCGGCCAGUAUUCGAAUCUGCCAACCAUUGUACUGAAUGGCAUGGACAAGCGAGGCACCUUCUACGCGGCACAGACACUCCGUCAACUUCUCGACGGCGCCGACAUUCCAGGUGUCAAGGUGCGUGACUGGCCGCUUAUGCCUAUCCGUGGCUCAAUCGAGGGUUUCUACGGCAUCCCCUGGUCUCACCAGGCACGUCUUGACCAGUUUGCCUACUACGGAAAGCACAAGAUGAACACCUAUGUGUACACCCCUAAGGAUGACCCACUCCUCCGCACCAAAUGGCGCACUCUUUACAGUGGUGACGAGCUUAACCAGCUCAAGGAGCUUGUUUCAACUGCCAAUACCAACCAUGUCGACUUUGCCUAUACUCUCUCGCCUGGCUUGGACGUGUGCUACUCAUCCGACGCGGACUUCGAUGCUACCGUCGCCAAGUUCAACCAGCUCCGCAACUUUGGUGUCAGCCAAUUCUAUAUCGCCCUCGAUGACAUUGGCCUUGAGUUCCAUUGCGACGAGGACAAGGCGAAGUGGCCCAAGACAGCCAAUGAUGAAUGGGUCGCCGACGCCCAGGCCUACUAUCUAAACCGUGUUCAGACCGAGUACAUCGAGCCUAACAAUCUCAAAGACCUCGAGACCGUACCCACCCUGUACGCCGGCAGCGGAGCAUCUUCAUACAAGACAACAUUCGGCACCAAGCUCAACAAGAAGAUCCGCGUUCAGUGGACCGGCGAAGGAAUCUUCAGCGAUGAGAUCACAGUCGACAGCGCCAUAAAGGCCGACAAGAGCUACGUGACCGACAAGCUCUUCCUAUGGGACAACUUCCCAGUCAACGAUGCCAACCGUGACCAACUGUUCCUCACCCCUCUCACGAAGCGUGACGGAGAUCUAUACAAGCACCUCCUUGGCUUUACCUCCAACCCUAUGAUCCAGCCAUACGCCUCCAUGGCCUCGCUCGCCAACUAUGCUGAUUAUACCUGGAACGGUCCCAAGUACGACGCCACCAAGUCAAUGGAGGCAAGCCUUUGGGAGUUGGCUGGUACUGACACCACCGUUCACAACGCACUCGUUGCAUUCGCCGACCUUAACCAGAACUGGCCUUACCAAAGCCCCGUAUCCAACGCCCCACAGCUUAGCAAGGACGUUGCGGCUUUCUGGGCCGCUCGCAAAGCUGGCACCAGUGACGGCACUCAGGCGCUGAAGGAUCGCCUCUCACUCAUCAUCACCAUCCCCGAAGUUCUCCCCAACAUGGCUACCAAGGGCUUUGCCACUGAUGUCGCACCCUGGGCGGUUGCUGCUAAGCAGUGGGCGACUGCCUGUCGGCACUUGGUUUACAUGCUCGAGGCUCUCGAUGCUAAGAAUCAGAGCAAGGCGGAUUCUGAGUUCAACGCUGCCAAGGAGUGGGUUGAGAAGACGAAGGCUAAGACUGUUGAUGACCGUAACCGUGAAGGCAAGGACAUUCCCAAAUCGAUCGUCCCGAUUGUUGGUGAUAAGGUGUUCGACAAGUUCCUCACAGAUGCAACCGCUGCCUACAAUGGUAAAUAG